GCCGAUUACCCGUCUUGACGAAGCACUACACCCUUCGGUUUCCCUCACAUCUUCGCAAACAAGACAAUGUGUAGCCCAGUUAUCGCGUCCUAUUGGUGGUCUACUGGCGGAAAGCACCGACAUGAGCCGCGUACCCGUCGUCGUGCAUGCCAUGAUGCCUUUGCUGCUUCGUGACAUCUGAAGACAUAGUGUGUGCAUUGCAAAGCUGAUGUAUAUAAUAAGCCUAAGAAAUCAGUGGGUCUAGGCGAGAUCACUCUCGGAGCUUCGAACUUUCGAAAAACGUUUCCAAUCCUAUCUAGCCAUGUUGACAAUCAACACCAAUCCUGUUCUGCUAGCCGCAAUAAACCUAUUCUUUUGCAACACAUGCUACGCACAAGCCUUGAACGACUCAUCCGUACUGGGCUGUUCCCCUCCUAUCAGUACCAUCGUCAACGGCCACCUACCAUUCAACUCGACGGGUACAUUUCGUUUAGACCCGGGCUCAGCAUUUGACGAUCCCUGGUAUCUCAGCAUUACCAUAACCGAUAGACGGGGUCCUAACUACGUUCACGGAGACAGCUUGACCUGGCAGGAGAGGGAAACCUUCCUUAGCGUUCCGGAUUCACUGACUGAAAAUCAGCACGGCAGCCAGACUCAGUACUGCAUGUACACAUUGCCAUCGCUGGAUGUGAGGAAUCAAGAGGAACAUGGAAGCUGCAUAGGGGUGCUGAGUAACGCAUGCAUAGAACAUGUGCAGUACAACACGCCGACCAUGUUGGACAAUCUAUGCCCAAGACCAUAUGAACUCACACAAAUAUGCGGGUCAUAUGGGGAACAUGUGAUAGGUAGCCCACGAAAUUUCUCAAGCACCGAGUGUACUUUGACCAGACUUCCAAACGUCGAUCUACCAGAACGUUAUCGGACAUAUGCAUAUAUGAGCACGGCUAUAAGGAAAGGCGGAGACGAUCGAGAAGGUUACGAUGCCUAUGACAGGCACGUUAAGGAAGCAGUUCCCACGGUGUUCACCAUAAAGGCUCCGGAUGGCACCAUCGAAACCAAAGUCGUUUGUCUAGCACCGGAUAAUGUGGUAGAGGGCAGUCGUAUCCCUCCAGAAUCUGCUGCCAGCCACUUGCGCUCCGGACCUGAGCUCAAAAGAGCCUCGGUCUCCGUGGCUCUUGUGUCGAUUUUGUCCUUCAUUCUAUAAGCCAGGCCUCGUUCUUUCCUUCUUCCAACGACUAAUCCGGGUGACUUGCAGUGGUGACAAAAGUUGGAGCCCGG
Messenger RNA from Alternaria alternata, 1257 nucleotides. RefSeq lists its product as hypothetical. The coding region runs from base 302 to 1183 and encodes 293 amino acids. The transcript is spliced from 2 exons. Lineage: Eukaryota; Fungi; Ascomycota; Dothideomycetes; Pleosporales; Pleosporaceae. The record is from RefSeq and is a predicted model, not a curated record.